Messenger RNA from Harmonia axyridis, 3228 nucleotides. It is a transcript of the gene omd, whose product is annotated as integrator complex subunit 5. NCBI's taxonomy places the organism in Eukaryota, Metazoa, Arthropoda, Insecta, Coleoptera, Coccinellidae. The record is from RefSeq and is a predicted model, not a curated record. Gene Ontology annotation, cellular component: integrator complex. The transcript has 14 exons. The coding region runs from base 195 to 3041 and encodes 948 amino acids. Gene Ontology annotation, biological process: snRNA 3'-end processing.
UACCCAGAGAAUCCAGAGAUUAAUCAAACUGUCAUUUGGAAAUUAACCUAUAUUUAUUUGUUUUGAAUGUCUAUAACAAAAAAAAUUUUUUUCAAAUGUUGAAGACAAUUGUACAUGAGACAAAUGUGGAUUUAUUUCAUUUAGAAUUCUUUUAAUAGUUCCAAUAUAUACUGCCUCAUAAUAUUAUAUAAAAUAUGACUUCCCAACCAACUGCUGUACAUUACAUUCAACAAGAUAUAGAUGAAGUGCUCUCUUUCUUGAAUAAUCCACAACAACAAUUGGAUCAAUGUAAUUUGAUUGAAUUAACAAAAUCUGCAUUGUACUUAUUGAAGGCUUUACCGUCUGUGCGAGGAUCUCUCUUUGAAUAUUUUAGUAAAAUAUUUACAUUGGCAGCUUCAAAAUAUAUUAUAGGAAUUGAAAAUGAAAUAAAUACUGGACAGGUAUCAACUCCAUCAGAAGUGGAUGAAACAGUUGUAUCGGAAAUACAUUCUUCCAUGGUAAAUUUGAUUUCUGAGGCACCACAGGCUUGGUCUCCCAUUAUAAGUACCUGGUCAUUAGAGUUGCUGGGUGAAAUAUCUUCAAAUUUUUCUACGAGAACUCAUAUCAGUUCUACAGCAGUUCUGAAUGAAACCUUACAACUAUGGAUGGGGUGCAGAGCAACAAGAACCUUAGUUGAUAUCAAUACAAAGUGUCUUUCUAGUCUGAUGCACUCUGAUACAGAGGCUUGCAUUAAGGCCCUAUUAGAUACUUCUGUAAAACAUUCUCCAAAUUUCGAUUGGGUAGUUGCCCAUGUAGGAAGCUGUUUUCCAUUUACUGUAAUAAUAAGAGUGCUAUCAUGUGGCCUAAAAGAAUUUUGCCAGAAUAAGUUCUAUGAACAAAGCCAUAACUCUCCAAAACUCAAAUCAGUGGUUGGAAUAUUAGGUCAUUUGGCUGGAAGUCAUGCAGACGAUAUAAGAACUGCUAUAUUUGAAAUGUUUCAGUGGAGUAUGGGUCCAUGUAAAAAAGUAGGUGAUUUAGACAAGCCACCAAAAAAGAGAACAAUACCAUACAUUCUUCAAUUGUCUUAUUUGUCUUCUACAUUGUUGUCGUCAAUUUGCAAAAGUUUGAAGGACAUAAUCAACAUUGAAGUUAUUGAAAAGUUAACUGAAUUUCUUGAGGAUUGGUGUAAAUUUUUUGGAACAGCAGAAACAUUAGAGGAUCUUUUAAUGACUCUCAUUCUACAAUGCAGCACAGGGGGAAUACAGAUAGUUAAACUGUUUCUAGAAUGUAUAACAAAUGAAAAUUGGACAUUGGCUGAUAAUGUGGUUGAAGGUAUCAAGGAAAAGAGUAAAAAACUUUUAUCAAAUCUAUUAGUAGAAAUAGAUGUUUCCUUGAGAUUCAAAAGACCUAUUCACAUAGUAGAGUCGUUCAGUGAAGACAUCAGUGAAAUUAAUAAACUGUUGUUGAGCAAGCAUAAAAUCGAACAUAUGACAGCGGCUCGCCUUGUUGUAUUUUUAGGACGUGAUAAUCCAUCCAUUCUCAUAAAUUCAGUUACAUUCAUUUUGAAGAACUCCCAAACUGCUGAUCAUCUAGCCCUUCUCAUAAAAAUUUUGUCACACGAGUUUAUUGACAAAUCAAAGCCUCCUUAUUGUGAUGAGGGAGGUUACUUGGGUAUGUUACUCCAGCAUAUACUUUGUAGAGACAUCCAGAAAUUCUUUACGUCCAACCAGGAAACCAUAGAUUUAUCGCAAAUGUGGGAGAAUUUGUUGUUGUUACUCAGAUGGGAAAAAAGUGGAAAAGUCCCGAUGCUGAAGGGCCAGAUGAUAUCAAGGGCGCUCUACGCGAAUCUAGAAACUAUCACCUCUGUUUUCGGAAGUGAAAUUCACCACAUGCAUGUGAUUGCAGAACUCCUUGAUAAAUUGGAAAUACCAUCUGCCAAUACUCCUCUUACACUGAGCGUUCCAAUUAUUUUAAAUCUAACACAAUCUACUGUCAACUAUUUUUUUGCAUGUUGCGCCAGUCAAGAUGGUGGAAACAAAUUGAGGGGAUUCAAGAAAGUUUGUUCUAUUUUGAAAAGGCUGUGCGCGUUUUCGAAAGUUGCGAAAGUUCUGGCACUGAGAGAAUUAUUGGAGAGAGCUUUGUUUAGAUCUGACAACGUUCUGUUUGGAGCGAUCAACACAGAAAAUUAUACUAAUGACAACACAAAGAAACUACUACUGAAACAGAAUAAGAAAAUUAGUAAAACUAUUCCUUUAACUAAACAUUCGUCUGUUUUCAAUGGUGGUAUUAUUGGUGGGGGAAAGAGAAAAUUUGAACAACCCGAGGAAUUACCGUCUGAAGUAAUAUCUGCUAAUAUUUCUGAACUUAUAAAUACCAUCAGGGCAUGCUGUGCACUGCCAAAUGAAGCUGAUGCAAAAUAUUGUGAUUUGUCUCUAGAUAGUGUCACAUUGGUUUCACUCCUGUUAGUUCAGUUUGUCAGUCCAGAUGUAAUGUACAAUGGACUCCCUUGGCCAGAAGAAGACUUCUCCAAGGUUACAGUUGAACGAGAUUUGGCCAUCACGAAAUUCUUCAAAAACAUGCCGUUGUUGUGGGAGCUACUGAAUUUUGUGGCAGUCUACCGUCCAGCACUGUGUUAUUGUUCUGUAUUACUAAGGGCGCUCACUGCUAUACUGAUACACCAGUGGCGUAGUAUGGGAGAUAAGAACAGAGCUAACGCGAACGAGCAUUUCAAUAAUCUCCUGGAAACUACCAUUAGAGUUGUUGAUACAAUGGCCUUAGGUCAAUUGCUUCCUCCGCCGCUGUCUAGCAUAAGGGACGUUUUUCCCCAUUUGAAGUCUUUUGAGAUUGUUGCUAUAUUGAAGGAUGGAAUUUGGUUCUAUAUGAGAGAUCAUGUUCCAUCGCCUGCACUUUUUACUUUGGAUAGUAAUGGAAUUCACUGGAGAGAUCCUUCAGUAGCAAGACCUCAGGAUGUUUAUACAAAUUCUCUCAGAAUUAUUCUUCAAAGAAAUAUAAAAUCAUUAGGAGAUGUUUAUUCUAAAAUGUUCAUAAAUAUAGCAAAAUAAGGUGUAAUGUACAAAUUAUAGUAUUCGUCAACAUAAAGAAAGCAGAUUUGAAGGUUUCUAAGUUCUGCUGGUAUUGUUUCAAUGUAAAUAUGUAUUUUAUCGAAUGAAAAUUUUUGAAUUGUCUUAUAAGCAAUCACUUUUUAUAACAAGUUUUUUCAUGUUAGUAAAUAAAAAUAUUCAUACUUUA